AGGCGUAGUCCGGUCCUCGGCUAGGCCGGCUCUCGUCUCCCCUGCACGCGACUUCGCACCCCGACGCCCGAGGAACCCCCGCCCCGCCGUCCUCGCGAGCCGCUGCGGGCCUCUAGGCGCACUGAUGAUCGUCCAGUGCCUUUCGGCUGUGCGAGGCCUCCGCAGAGUUGGUGGUUCCAGGAUUUUGCUCAGAAUGACUUUGGGAAGAGAAGUGGCAUGGCCCCUCCAGACAAUGUCUUCCUACACUGCUGCUGGCAGGAACAUUCUGAGAUGGGAUCUUUCCCCACAGCAAAUUAAAAUGAGAACAGACGAGCUCAUUGCCCAGACUAAACAGGUGUACGAUGCUGUUGGAGCAAUCGACCUGAAAGAAGUCACCUAUGAGAACUGUCUGCAGGUGCUGGCCGACGUAGAAGUGAAGUAUGCAGUGGAAAGAACCAUGUUGGAUUUCCCUCAGCACGUAUCUUCUGACAAAGAAGUCCGGGCAGCAAGUACAGAAGCAGACAAAAAGCUUUCUCGCUUCGAUAUCGAGAUGAGCAUGAGAGAAGAUAUAUUCCAGAGAAUUGUUCAUUUGCAGGAAACCUGUGAUCUGGAGAAGAUAAAGCCUGAAGCCCGGCGAUACUUGGAAAAGUCAGUUAAGAUGGGAAAACGGAACGGACUCCAUCUUCCAGAGCAAGUACAAAAUGAAAUCAAGACAAUCAAGAAAAAAAUGAGUGAGCUGUGUAUUGACUUCAACAAAAACCUCAACGAGGAUGAUACCUUCCUUGUGUUUUCCAAGGCUGAACUAGGUGCUCUUCCUGAUGACUUCAUUGCUAGUUUAGAAAAGACAGGGGAUGACAGGUAUAAAGUUACCUUAAAAUAUCCACACUAUUUUCCUGUCAUGAAGAAAUGUUGCAUCCCUGAAACUAGAAGGAAGAUGGAAAUGGCUUUUCAUACAAGGUGCAAACAGGAAAACUCCAUAAUUCUACAGCAGCUCCUCCCACUGCGUGCUCAAGUGGCCAAACUACUUGGCUAUAAAACCCAUGCUGACUUUGUCCUUGAACUAAACACUGCUAAGAGCACAAGCCGUGUGGCCGCCUUCUUAGAUGACUUAAGCCAGAAAUUAAAGCCCCUGGGUGAGGCAGAACGGGAGUUUAUUCUGAACUUGAAGAAAAAGGAAUGUGAAGAGCAAGGUUUUGAGUUUGAUGGGAAAAUCAAUGCGUGGGACUUACAUUACUACAUGACGAAGACAGAGGCACUCAAGUACUCCAUAGACCAAGAAAUCCUCAAGGAGUACUUUCCCAUCGAGGUGGUCACCGAAGGCUUGCUGAACAUCUACCAGGAGUUGUUGGGACUUUCAUUUGAGCAAGUGACAGAUGCUCAUGUCUGGAAUGAAAAUGUCACACUAUAUACAGUGAAGGAUAAAGCCACAGCAGAGGUCCUGGGGCAGUUCUACCUGGACCUCUAUCCCAGGGAAGGGAAAUACAACCAUGCAGCCUGCUUCGGUCUCCAGCCUGGCUGCCUUCUGCCUGGUGGCAGCCGCAUGAUGUCUGUGGCCGCCCUCGUGGUCAACUUCUCGCAGCCAGCAGCAGGCCGGCCCUGUCUCCUGAGGCACGAUGAGGUGAGGACUUACUUCCACGAGUUUGGCCACGUCAUGCAUCAGAUUUGUGCACAGACCGAUUUUGCUCGAUUUAGCGGAACGAAUGUAGAAACUGACUUCGUGGAGGUGCCAUCACAGAUGCUUGAAAAUUGGGUGUGGGAUGUUGAUUCCCUGCGAAAACUGUCAAAACAUUAUAAAAAUGGAAGCCCUAUUACAGAUGAUCUGCUAGAAAAGCUUGUUGCUUCUAGACUCGUCAACACAGGUCUCCUGACCCUGCGCCAAAUCGUUUUGAGCAAGGUGGAUCAGUCACUCCAUACCAACACAUCACUGGAUGCCGCGAGUGAAUAUGCUAAACACUGCACAGAAAUCCUAGGUGUCGCGGCCACUCCAGGCACACACAUGCCGGCCACUUUCGGGCACUUGACAGGGGGCUAUGAUGGCCAGUACUAUGGAUAUCUUUGGAGUGAAGUAUUUUCCAUGGAUAUGUUUUACAGCUGUUUUAAAAAAGAAGGGAUAAUGAAUCCAGAGGUUGGAAUGAAAUACAGAAACCUAAUCCUGAAACCCGGGGGAUCGCUGGACGGCAUGGACAUGCUCCAGAGUUUCCUGCAACGUGAGCCAAACCAAAACGCAUUCCUGAUGAGUCGAGGCCUGUCUGCUCCGUAAGCUGGGGAUCGUUGGUCUCCGUCCAUGUCUGGAGGACAAAUCAACGUCACCAUGUGGUACUGGCCUGGAAACUGAAGAGAGGUUUUGCAGAUGAAAACUUCAAUUUCUAUUGACUUGCUUUUUUUUUUUAAUUUAAAAAAUUAUACAGAUGUAAAUGAAAUUAUAAAUACUGUGACCUAAGAAAAGACCCACUAAAAAAAAUAACUGUACUAUAAAAUUUCAUAAAAAUGGAUUUGAUUUCUUUUGAUAAAAGUUUCAUAUGGAUGUAAUUUGAUUUUUUUACUAUUAUAAUCUAGAUAAUAUAAUAUAAAAGGGCCUAAGAAUUUUUCAGUUGAAUCAUAUACAUGGUACAAUUUGAUCCUUCUUCUAUCUUGAAGUUUUGUACUUGGGAUUUCUGGACUGAUAAAUGAAUCAUCACGUUCCUCAGGUGAAUAUUUUCUUGAAGCCCUGUGUCACCUUUGACCGUCUGCCUCACAGUUAAGUGUGACUUCACCUGCAUACCUCACGGCCAGGGACUGUGCCUCAGUAAUGCACUUAUCUCUGUACAUCAGGCCUCCUGAUUCCCAGCUUUCUAUCACAUUUAAAUUAUGUUCCUUUUUUAGGUUUGUUUUUCUUGCAGAAGUUCAAUUAUAGGAUAUCAAAACAAAAUUAGAAGCCCAUUUUAGCAUAUAAAAUUGUUAAUCUUAAACUGGACAUGAUGGAUUGUACCUUUAAUCCAAGCACCCAGGAGGCAGAGGUAGAAGGACCACUGUGAGUUUGAGGCUAUCCUGGGGUUCAAGUGAGUUCCAGGUCAGCCUGGGCUAAAGUGAGACGCUACCUCAAAAAAAAAAAAAAAAAGCAAACAAAAAAAAAAAUGUUAACCUUUGGACAUAGUUACCAGUGAGAAAAGUAAUUCCAAGCCGGGUGUGGAGGCACACACCUUUAAUCCCUGUACUUGGGAGGCAGAGGUAGGAGGGUCACCGUGAGUUCAAGGCCACCCUGAGACUACAUAGUGAAUUCCAGGUCAGCUUGGGCUAGAGUGAGACCCUACCUGGAAAAAAAAAAAAAAAAAGUAACUCCAGGCAUUGUCUUGAUUCUCAUGUUCCCUUUUUUGUUUUGUUUUUUUGAGACAAGAUUUCACUCUGUAGACCCGUCUGGGGUCACAGGUAUGAGCCACCACAUCCGGCUUGAUUUGCAUGUUUCUAACCAGGGCUAGAUUUCACCUGUCUUGCUGACCACCUCCCUCAAAGUGGCAGGUAGAUGCGACACAGUGGUGAUGAACUCCAUGGGAGAGAGCUGGCUCGAGCUUUCUGGUGUAGAAGUCUGGAAGGGUGGGGGGCUGGAGCAGAGCACGUGGGGACAGCUGCUCGGUAGUGGCACGUGUGCAGACCCAGCCUCGGCCUCCGGGAAAGCUCAUCAGUAAUAGCCACUUGGGUGGUUUUCAGUCUAAGAGCCCUCAGGAGCUCUCUCCAGCUCUCUUACCUGGGACCUAAUUCCAGAUCCACGGCAGACUAGUAAAGUCAAAGUACUUACUCUUCCUGUAGGGGUCCACUCAAAAGGAAAAGCACAAGGUAGCAAAAACAAAAUGUCAAGGAACUCUGAAUGCACCUUGCAUAGGACAUUGGGUUAUUUCCCAAGACAUACCUGAGGAAUGACUGCUGACGGCCAGGGACAAGAUUAGACCCUUCUGUUCUAAAUCUAAGUGGACUUUGUUUCAAUUUUUUUUAAAAACUGUCUUGUAUAAUAAAGUUACACACAGCAGGGAAAACCAAGAGCUGUAGCAACACAGAAGGAAAUUCCUUUCUUUAUGGUUCAGUAUUGGUUUUGCAGUGCUGGGAUCCGACCUGGGGCUCCCUCACACAGGCUAGGCAAGUGCUCUGGUCCCAGAGCUAUUGUGGGUGAUGGUCUUUGCAACCUCUCAGAAAUUUUCUUCCAUCUUUGCCCCUCAACUUUUGUUUCCAAUUUCAGGAAAAAUAAAAAUAAAGACUUCAGCAUUUUC
This is a messenger RNA of Jaculus jaculus (lesser Egyptian jerboa), 4217 nucleotides long. RefSeq names its product neurolysin (gene Nln). The transcript has 13 exons. The record is from RefSeq and is a predicted model, not a curated record. NCBI's taxonomy places the organism in Eukaryota, Metazoa, Chordata, Mammalia, Rodentia, Dipodidae. Gene Ontology annotation, molecular function: metalloendopeptidase activity. Gene Ontology annotation, biological process: proteolysis; peptide metabolic process. Bases 125 to 2239 code for a protein of 704 amino acids. Gene Ontology annotation, cellular component: mitochondrial intermembrane space.